AUGCUCCACAUCAACCAAGUUUAUGUGGUUUGGCAUAUUAGAUAUGUUGUGACAAAAGCAUUUUUUGGUGCCAAGACGAUUGAAAGGUUUUCUAUACAGGAGCAUGGGGUUAAGAUGCUAUCCCUUAUGGAGAAGCUCAAGGGCCUCAAGACUCAUCUUGAGAAAGAGACAUACAUUGAUGUGAUCCUUCAGUAUCUUCCUCACUCCUUUGACCUUUUUAUCGUGAACUGUAACAUGAAUAGGCUUGACAAAGGCCUUCAUGAGUUGAUAAAUAUAUUGGUCCAGUACGAGGCAAUGAUUGAAAAGUCUGCACCGUUGUUAUUGGUACGGGAGGCUUCAACCUCAGAAGCGAAAGGCAAAAGGCUGGACGCUGGAGGAGGAAGAAGGGUUAGACAGAAUCAGCUACUGCAAGCGCUCAGAGCACUCCUGUUUCUUAGCUGA
Sesamum indicum (sesame) is the source of this 441-nucleotide messenger RNA. NCBI's taxonomy places the organism in Eukaryota, Viridiplantae, Streptophyta, Magnoliopsida, Lamiales, Pedaliaceae. The record is from RefSeq and is a predicted model, not a curated record.